Molecule: messenger RNA, 2190 nt
Organism: Mesoplodon densirostris (Blainville's beaked whale)
Lineage: Eukaryota; Metazoa; Chordata; Mammalia; Artiodactyla; Ziphiidae
Product: NUT family member 2G-like
Exons: 8
Coding region: 1-2190 (729 amino acids)
Source: RefSeq, a predicted model, not a curated record
AUGACCCGCCCCUCCCCCGCCGGACGGCCACUGGGGCCCCACCCUCCGCGCUCGCGCAUGCGCUCCUGUCUUCCGGAGCAAACGGCCCCAGCAGACGCCGGGAGCCCUUGGAGGACGGCGGUCCGCGUGCCCGAGAGCCCCGCCCCAGGGGGAGUGCGCGGGCCAUCUGCAGUGCUGGGAACGGAUGUCCCCAUGAACCCCGGCGCCUCCUUGUCUACUUUCACGGCAGCGUCCUUUCCUCCACCCAUGCCUGGCGCCCAGCACCGGCCGCCCUGGGAGCAGCACCUGCCACCUCUCAUCGCCCCCGCAUUCCCUCCUGGCAGCGGCCUGCUGCUGCCAGCGUUCCCCAGGAUGCCUUUGGUGGCUAAUGGUGGCCGUGGCCCCAGUGUCCCUGGGGCUUGCAACCUCACUGUCCGAGUCAGGUCACAAGGGAGGCCAGUGCAGGCCCCCCAGACUCAGACCUUUAUCGUUCCUCGGGGCCCCCUCAGCUGGAGCGCUCCAGGGGCCCUCAGCGGGAGUGCUGCAUGUCCUGCACCCAUAUUCUUAGCCACCCCUGCGAUGGAGACCAUUGUGACUGCUCCAGCUGUUGGAGUUACUCGGGCUGGCAAGGGAGGCUGGACCCCAGGCUUUCCUCCUCAAGCUCCACCACCAGCUGCCCAGAUGGCCCCUAACAUUCGCCCAGUGAACUCUGGGCCAUGGCCACGUGGCACUUCCAGGGAGGACACCACCCAGCCCUACGCCUCGCAGGAGGACGGCUCUGACCACCAGAGCGUGGACAGUGACUUCCGACGGCGGCAGCGCCUCAAGCCACUGGCCCGGAGACACCUUCCCCAGAGUCCUGAUGCGGAAGCUCUUUCCUGCUUUCUCAUCCCAGUGCCUCGAUCCCUGGCCUGCCUGAAGCCCACCAUGACACUGGAGGAGGGACUGUGCAGGGCCGUGCAGGAAUGGCAGCACAUUAGCAACUCUGACCGGAUAAUCUACUACAAGAUGGCGCAAAAGUUCAUGGACCUUGAGGCCGAGGAGGAGAUGCAGGUUCAGCCGUUGCAGUGGAUGCAGUGCGCGCAGGGCUUGCCUCCUCCAGCCCCACCGAAGCUGGAUCCUCGGGGGCCCCCAGCCCCGAAAGUGGGCCUUCAGCCAGCCACCCAGGUUCCCACUGGAGUUGAACGCACAGCCUUCGCUCCCAGGAUGUCCGGCCCCAGGGCCCAGCCCUCCCGCCCGAAGCCACACAGGUCCCAGCGACCCCCGGAGCCCAAGGCACCCGAGGAGAUUCCACCUGAGGCUGUGAGGGAGUAUGUGGACAUCAUGGAGGCGCUGGUGGGGCCCGUCCACUCAGCCACAGGCGACUCAGAUGCAGAAUGGGGAGAGGACGGAAAUGAGCUGCAGCAGGAAGAGGACGGCACCUACUCGGACCCGGAUCUCUUGAGCUACAUUGACAAGCUGUGUUCCCAGGAGGACUUUGUCACCAAAGUGGAGGCAGUCAUUCACCCUGGAUUCCUGGCAGAUUUGCUUUCCCCAGACCCACAGCUGGAUCUCUUGGCCCUAGAGAAGGAGCUGGAGCAGGAGGAAAGGCUCACGCUGUCCCAGCUGGUGCAGAAACGACUCCUGGCCUUGAAAGAGGACGACAGUGUGCGGGCAGCCCCGAGUCACAGUGCACCCGGAAUGGCCUCAAGUCCUUCUGAGUCUGACGCCAGCCAAGGUGGUCAAAGGCACACUGGCUCUCUACAGGGACCCAGGGAUGCAUCUCUUCUCAGAGAGGCCUCUCCUGUCCGGGAGGCCCGAGGGCCCAGGGACGGGUCCAGUGAGGACGAGGAGGAGCUCUCCAGCCUGGCCUUCCUCUCUGGCUCUCUGCAGAGCCUGCUGCCUUUCUGGCUGUCCCAGAGUCCUGUGCGUGCCUCAAGCCUGGCCUCCCCUGGAGGUUGGGGGGCCCACAGUGCUCCCCAGUCCCCCUCCCCUCAGAGAAGAGGCCUCAGCCCAGCUCCACCAGCCGCUCCCAAGUCGAGGAAGUGGGCUCUGUGUGGACGCCCAGCCGCUGCUGAGAAGCUGCCCAUCCCCGGGGCUGGCCUCGGCUUCUCUGGGAGGCCAGCCUUGGCUCUGGGGCUGGCUCGCCCCUCACAGCCCAGAAAGAGAAAGCGUGACCCGUUUGUCACAGAGAAGCGUGGGUGGAGGAAGAAGAAGCCCUGCAGCCAGUAG